GUGAUGUUUACCAUAUCACGGUUUGCAUGCAAACAGCCAUUAUUUUCAGCCUCACUUCCUAGCAAAGGCUCUCUUGAUAUCUAUAGUUUUGCCAUUAUUCACUAGGAAAACCAUGAAGCUUCAUGUGGAAAUUCUCUCUCGGGACACCAUCAAACCCUCUUCACCGACCCCACACCACCUUCGCCAUUACACUCUCUCCUUCAUCGAUCAAAUUACACCUCAAAUUUUCAUGCCUUUUAUUCUCUUUUACUCGAGAGAUGUCGAUACCGAUCUUAGCUGCGUAGAGCGCCAAGAUCGGAUUAAGAAAUCUUUGUCCGAGGCCUUGGUACUGUUUUACCCGCUAGCAGGACGAGUUAAGUACAAUUCCCAUGUUGAAUGCAAUGAUGAGGGUGUCGACUACGUGGAAGCCAGAGCCAACUGCAAUCUUUCCGAAUAUUUGGAGGAUCCAAACCCUUCUGAGCAUAACAAAUUCCUGCCAUAUGAACUGGACGAUGCUAAUGAAGUAGCCCUUGCCCUCCAAGUCACAUCUUUCACUUGUGGUGGGAUCGUUAUUGGUCUGGUGUUCGCCCACAAGGUUUCAGAUGCUUCCUCAUUCUUCUUGUUCAUCAACAAUUGGGCUGCUAUUGCUCGUGGUAGCAGUAACAUAGCAGUUCCACGAUUCGAAUCUGUGACGAUAUUCCCCCCAGAAACUUUUCCAAGCUAUAGCGCAAGUAGGGGAACUGGAAAGAACAAGAUUGCUAUAAAAAGAUUUAUCUUCCAUUCUGCUGCUAUAGCAGAUCUCAGGAGCAAAUACAGCACUGACAACACAAACAUCGAAUACCCACGUCCCACUCGUGUCGAGGCCUUAUCCGCUUUCAUAUGCAACCGCUUCCUCGCUGUCACUCAACAAGAAGCAAACCCCAAUAAGGUAUGCACUUUGAUUCAAGUAGCAAAUUUGCGAACGAAGCUGGAGCCGCCCCUUUCGGAAAUUUAUUUUGGGAACAUGAGCAUGCCAACAGGUUCGGUAGUCUCCAAUAACACUAAGGAUGGUUUCCACGGCAUUGUUAUUCCAAUGAGAGAUGCCAUAAAUAAAAUUGACAUGAAUUAUGUGAAAAGUUUCCGAGAGAGUACUGGUGCCAACGGGAAUUUCAUUACCCAAAACUCAGAAAGAUUCAGGAGAGGAGAGGUGGCUUCCUUGGCCUUCACUAGCUUGUGCAGGUUUCCUAUUUAUGAUGUGGAUUUCGGUUGGGGAAAGCCUGUGUGGAUAGGCUCAGCUAGAUUGCUGUACGCGAAUAUAGCUACUUUCUUCGACACAAAAUCAGGGGAUGGAAUAGAGGUAUGGAUUAACUUGGAGGUGGAGGACAUGGCUAAAUUUGAAGUUGACAAGGAGCUUCUAUCGUAUGUUUCGUCGACCAAGGUUUCUGUGGAUUAGGCCAUGCCAUGACGUCCUAAUGGACUGAUAAUAUUGUUCUAGGUGGACAGUGCAAAUAUGUCUUUCGACGUUUUAAGCAUGGUUUAGAUCUCUUGGUUUGGGAGUACUGAAAGUAGAUUAAUCUAUAUGGUCUUUUUUUUUUUUUUUUUUGAAGCAAGUGUGAAAUAAGUUUGUUUAAUAAUGGGUACUUUUAGUAAGAUAAUAUCAAAUCCCUCGGGUGUAAGGUCCGACUGAAAAUUGGAAUAAUGUGUACUUUGAAAGAAACUUGGAAUAUGAUCAUUAAUGCAUGGUGAUAGUGGCCUUUAGCUAUUUUUGGUUUUGAAGUGUAUAAUAUGAAAAACCUCACCCGGCAGGUAUCUUAAAAU
Messenger RNA from Carya illinoinensis, 1776 nucleotides. RefSeq names its product stemmadenine O-acetyltransferase-like. NCBI's taxonomy places the organism in Eukaryota, Viridiplantae, Streptophyta, Magnoliopsida, Fagales, Juglandaceae. The transcript has a single exon. The record is from RefSeq and is a predicted model, not a curated record. The coding region runs from base 113 to 1411 and encodes 432 amino acids.